Molecule: messenger RNA, 690 nt
Organism: Coccomyxa subellipsoidea C-169
Lineage: Eukaryota; Viridiplantae; Chlorophyta; Trebouxiophyceae; Coccomyxaceae
Exons: 1
Coding region: 122-307 (61 amino acids)
Source: RefSeq, a predicted model, not a curated record
GCCUAUCGCCAAAGACGAUUACUCCAGCCCUGGACCAAAGAUGCCAUGCCUCGACAUCGCAGCAGGAGGCUGUCAAAUGGGGGGAGGGGAAAGCCAUCCCUCUGUUGCCAGCUGCCAGGCCAUGCAACUUCAGCCAAUAUGCCUGCAAAUGCCCGCCCUGAUGUCCUCUCUAGCAAAUAGCACACUCAACACUGACUGGACCCCAGUCGGGAAGGCCCUCACACUAACAGACUCGCAGGGAUGGCACAUGCCGACCCCUCGGCUCACCACGCCCCAUUGUACUGAUCGGAUCACAACCCACAACUGACUGAGCUGUCAGUCUGUGCUGCAUGCAACUGUGCCGACAACCCCAAGUAAUCUUGAGGGGCACAACUCAGCCACACGCCUCUCAGCACCAACCGCCCCGCAGCAACACCCACCAAUUUACAGCAAGUCCUCAGCAUUAUCAACUAUCUCAUAACUAAGUGGGCGCUCUGGAGGCCCAGGCCAGCCACGCCGCUCAGCAGCAGUGUCUCAGGGGCCCAAUGGAUUGUAAGCCCUUGCCCAUCACCACAACGUACAACUAAAAACCAUGCGCGGCUCCAAAAUUCAGGGCGGGAAGCGUCAGCGCCGAGCCAAAACACCGCAGCGCACCGGGGCCGGGCUGUGCUCCACAGUCGUCCCCAAUUCCCUUACACGAGCAUGCAUUCU